Molecule: messenger RNA, 2835 nt
Organism: Coffea eugenioides
Lineage: Eukaryota; Viridiplantae; Streptophyta; Magnoliopsida; Gentianales; Rubiaceae
Product: DEAD-box ATP-dependent RNA helicase 31-like
Exons: 10
Coding region: 115-2727 (870 amino acids)
Cellular component (GO): chloroplast
Molecular function (GO): ATP binding; RNA helicase activity; nucleic acid binding
Source: RefSeq, a predicted model, not a curated record
CAAAAGACUCCCGGAAUGCCGUUCCUGCAGCCCAACACGUCCUGAAUUUUCUGUUAUUAUUAUUUUCUUAUUUAUUUUACGCAAAACAUUAUUUCCUCACAUUUAAGCCAUAGCAUGCCACUUAGGCUAAGCCUAUUCCCAGGCCUCCGACCCCUCAAUCCCUCCCUGGCGGUGGCUCAUUUCACAUCCAUGAUGUCAAUCCCACCGUUAAAACCCACCCGCCCUGUACCCAUUUUCUCCCGGGUCUUCCCCCUCAGGCUAAAGUACCAUUCUGUUAGGUUCCCAAUUUUAUCCACCAAUGGCCAUGACCAGGAGCAGCAAAUUCGGACGCAUUUUAGUAGCACUCGUAAGCUCUCUACCCGGGGAAGAACGAGUUCCGCCACCAGGCCCUCCUCCAAGAGUUUGAUUGAGGACGAGGCUGACCUCAGUGACUGGGUCAGUGGGUUGAGUUCUAAGUCUUUUUCCAAAACUCAGGUAUUUAGUGACAGUGAGGACGACGAUAGUAAGGGAAAUAGUCUCAGGAAUAGGACUAGCGGUGGUGGUGUUUUUAGUAGAGAUAGGGUUGCUGGUAAUUGGGGUAAAAGGGGGAGGGAAGAGAGAGGUGGGAAGAGGAGGAGAGAUGGGGAUUCCGAUGAUUUUCAGGCUUCCAACAGGCGUGGUGGGCCUCGUGAUUUGGAGGGAUCGUUCCCACGGAGGAAAGGGAAGUUUAGUGGUGGUGAGUGGGGAGCAGAGGAUGACAAGGAGCCAAUCUUCCGGAGGAGGGGUAGAGAGAAUGCUAUCUUUAGCAGAGAGAGAGCUUGGGGAUCAGAUGACAGAUUCUCGAGGGGUCCCAGGGGUAAUAGACUGAAUGACGUGUUUAGCAGGGAAGAAGCUCGGGAUUCAAAUGAGAUAUUUUCAAGAGGUUCAAGGGAUAGAAAGAAUGGUAGCGACUUGCAAAGGGCUCGACUUUCAAACAAAACAUCUUCCCGGGGUUUAAGGGAUAGACGGAAAAAUGGGGCCCCAAGAGAGCAAAUGGAAGGUAUUGACAUGAAUUAUGGAAGAAAUGCUAGAGGGAAAGGGGCAGGGCGAGGGAAAUCGAUAGCAUCUGAUGAAGAGGACGAUGAAGAUGAGGAAGAAGACGAGGAGGAGAAGGGGUAUAUGAGGUUUAAAGAGUUGAUUGAUAGUGAAGAAAGCAGUGAAGAACUUAAUGAUGAUGAUGAUGAUGUUGGCAAUUAUGUGUCCGAGAAAGAAAGCGCCUUCUCUCAGGGUGAGGGUGAUGGUAUGCCAAAGGCUUCACCCUCAAGUUCUUCAGAGAGAAGUGACUCAUACCUUAGUGAAACAAGGUUUGAAGAAUGCUCUAUCUCUCCCUUGUCCAUCAAAGCACUUAAAGAUGUUGGUUAUGAGAGGAUGACUGUAGUACAGGAGGCAACCCUUCCUGUCAUUCUAAAAGGUAAGGAUGUCCUGGCCAAGGCAAAAACUGGCACUGGGAAGACAGUGGCAUUCUUGCUUCCUUCUAUCGAGGUAAUUACAAAAUCACCACCUGCAGCUCGUGAUCAGAAGCGACCUCCAAUACUUGUGCUUGUCAUUUGCCCAACCCGGGAGCUUGCAAGUCAAGCUGCUACAGAGGCCAACACAUUGUUGAAAUACCACCCUUCAAUAGGUGUUCAAGUUGUAAUAGGUGGUACAAGGCUUGCAUUGGAACAGAAAAGAAUGCAAGCAAAUCCAUGCCAGAUUCUUGUGGCUACACCUGGAAGACUUAGAGAUCAUAUUGAGAAUACAGCAGGGUUUGCAACUCGUUUGAUGGGUGUUAAAGUGUUGGUGCUUGAUGAAGCUGAUCAUUUGUUAGAUAUGGGAUUUCGUAAAGAUAUUGAGAGAAUCAUAGAUGCCGUUCCAAAACAGCGCCAGACACUUCUUUUUUCUGCUACCAUACCACAGGAGGUUCGUCAUAUAUGUCAUAUUGCUUUAAAAAGAGAUCAUGAGUUCAUCAACACAGUUCAAGAGGGCAGUGAAGAGACACAUUCACAAGUUAGACAGAUGCAUAUGGUUGCUCCUCUAGACAAGCAUUUUACGCUUCUUUAUACUCUACUGAAAGAGCAUAUAGCUGAUGAUGUUGAUUAUAAGGUUCUUGUGUUUUGCACAACUGCAAUGGUCACAAGACUUGUUGCUGACCUUCUUGCUGAACUUAACUUGAAUGUCCGAGAAAUUCAUUCUAGAAAGCCCCAGAGUUACCGAACCAGGAUUUCAGAUGAAUUUCGAAAAUCAAAAGGUCUAAUUCUUGUGACAUCUGAUGUAUCUGCACGUGGGGUUGAUUAUCCAGACGUGACUCUUGUUGUUCAGAUUGGUUUGCCAGCUGAUAGACAGCAAUAUAUACAUCGACUAGGUAGAACUGGGCGCAAAGGCAAAGAAGGUCAAGGCAUGUUACUAUUGGCCCCUUGGGAGGAAUUCUUCUUGUCAACCAUUAAAGACUUGCCAACAACGAAGGCAGAGGUACCUUUGGUUGAUCCAGACACAAGGAAAAAGGUGGAACGAGCACUAUCCCACGUGGAGAUGAAAAACAAGGAAGCUGCGUAUCAAGCAUGGCUUGGUUAUUACAAUUCCAACAAGACUGUGGGUAGAGACAAGUACAGGCUUGUUGAGCUCGCCAAUGAAUUCAGUCGAAGCAUGGGAUUAGACAAUCCUCCGGCAAUUCCCAAGCUAGUGCUAGGCAAAAUGGGUUUGAGGAAUAUUCCUGGACUGCGCUCUAAAUAGUUGAGGCAGCAUUCUUCAAAUAGGCAAAUUACUUUUUAUUUCCAUGUGGUUUGAACAUAGGGAUCCUGUAAAUCCCUUGGGAUUAUAAAUAUGCCUUUUUUUUUUUUU